AUGUUUCUCCCAAGCGUUCACGCCGAAACAGACACGGAGGUUCUCCUUCAAUUCAUUCGCGAGAACCCACUCGGAAUUCUGAUCACAGGCCUCAAAUCCUCCGAGCAGGACUUUCUACAGUGCACACACGUUCCAUGGGUGCUCGAUGUACCAGAAGAGUCUGAAGACUCGAGUCCUCGCAUCCGCGGACAUAUUGCCAAGCAAAACCCACAAGUGAAGGCAAUGAUUGAGGCUGUCGAUCAAAAGCCACCAAAUCAUGAUCACUAUGAUCCCCCAAAAUUCUAUGUCGAGACCAAGCCCGACACUAGAAAAGUCGUCCCUACAUGGAACUAUUCUGCAGUCCAAGUAUACGGCAAGCUUUCUCUUUAUUAUGACUCAAAGACGCCCGAGGCUGGCGCAUUCAUUGCUCAGCAAAUUCACGAUCUCUCCUCUCAUACUGAGAAGUCAAUCAUGGGCUAUACGGGUGGUGAUCGGCCCGAGGCAUGGACGGUUGAUGAGGCUCCAGAGCGCUACGUUGAUCUUCUCAAGAGGAAUAUUAUGGGAAUCGAGAUUCAAGUCAAGAAGAUCCAGGGCAAGUUCAAGAUGAGCCAGGAAAUGCGAUCUGGCGAUCGUGAAGGUGUCGUUAAAGGAUUCCAGUCCAUGGGAACUGAAACUGGCACCGCUAUCUCAGAGAUGGUGAAGGGGCGAGGAGAACUACAUGACCUGAAGAAGGCAGGCAACUGA
Penicillium malachiteum is the source of this 723-nucleotide messenger RNA. Its product is annotated as FMN-binding negative transcriptional regulator. The transcript has 2 exons. The record is from RefSeq and is a predicted model, not a curated record. The coding region runs from base 1 to 723 and encodes 240 amino acids. NCBI's taxonomy places the organism in Eukaryota, Fungi, Ascomycota, Eurotiomycetes, Eurotiales, Aspergillaceae.